This is a messenger RNA of Stylophora pistillata, 412 nucleotides long. RefSeq names its product protein SpAN-like. Gene Ontology annotation, molecular function: metalloendopeptidase activity; zinc ion binding. The record is from RefSeq and is a predicted model, not a curated record. Gene Ontology annotation, biological process: proteolysis. NCBI's taxonomy places the organism in Eukaryota, Metazoa, Cnidaria, Anthozoa, Scleractinia, Pocilloporidae.
UUUCACUGGCAAGAAAACUUAAGCUGACUAAGUAUAAGAAUUCAUUAACAAGACAAAGAAGCAUGGAGUACCUCUGCUUCCUUCUGUUGGUGACAGCAGGCUUGGUUGCAUCUGAAAAUCCUGAUGAAAACUUGGAAGUGGAUGAUAAGGAUUUGUUCGAGGGAGAUAUGAUUGUCCCUCCCGAUGUCUUCUAUAAAGCCGAGCACGGAAUGGAUGUUGAUAGCUCUCGCAAAAGAGGUGCGAUCAGAAGCAGACUGUGGCCGUCAGGAGUGGUUCCUUAUGUCAUCUCUAGAAGCCUUGCUGGAAGUACGUCUCCUAUUUAUGCAGGAAUGAGAGAAUGGUCAAGAAAGACAUGCAUCCGUUUUAAGAGGCGAACAAAUGAAAGAGCCUUCGUAAUGUUCGCUUCGAGCGG